Messenger RNA from Arachis duranensis, 555 nucleotides. Its product is annotated as uric acid degradation bifunctional protein TTL-like. The record is from RefSeq and is a predicted model, not a curated record. Bases 1 to 555 code for a protein of 184 amino acids. NCBI's taxonomy places the organism in Eukaryota, Viridiplantae, Streptophyta, Magnoliopsida, Fabales, Fabaceae. The transcript has 3 exons.
AUGGAAGAGCGCGAUUUGCUUGAAUGCUGUGGAAGCAUCAAGUUUGCAUCGGAGAUGGCUUCUGCUUCUCCAUUCUCCUCGUUGCAACACGCACUCGAUGUGGCCUCCAAUACUUGGUGUAACAAGAUUCUUGAUGUAGCCUCCAAUAUUUGGUGUAACAAGAUUAAUGUGCAUUCUUGGCUGAUAGCACUCAAUGCUCACACGAAUAUAUGUGAAAAGUCGCCCUUCUCACAUGCAUUCUACACUAAUGCCCCAAUGGAUUCUAUUACAGAGGAGAUAUAUGCACUUAGCGUGCAGUAUCUGCAAAGGUAUGGGUUUCCAUAUUUUACUAUUUCUUUUGAAUGGGAUGCAGAUGUUAUACUAAUGGAUCUAAAGAAAGGAUAUAUUCGCUCUACAACUGAAUCAGCAGAGACCCAGGCUGCGGUAAAAGAUUUUGAUCUCAACAAAAGCCGUUAUGGAAGGAGGAUUUGGAUCCUGUUGCUCGUGAAAAAGCUAGACAAUUUUGUGAAAUUUGAUAUCCAGGAGAAUAUUAUGUCUAGUGUGCUUCUAAUUUAG